AUGAUGAGUACCGUCGAAAGGAUUUCAACGAUCAUACCAAAGUUUAAAUUGCAAUUACUUUUUCUCGAGGAACGAGAAAAAUUAUUUAAACAAAAUAGCAGUAUUUCAACCGAAGGUGAUGGUUCAUUAUCAAUGGUUGUUACUGGUUCAUCACCUGACUGUCUACCAAAAUCACCGAUUCGCAAUUCAAUACUGUCUGUCCAGUGUGAUAAUCCUACAAAUGUUGAUGCAGUAUUUCCUGACGAAUACAAAAUUCCGUCGUUACCAAAUGGCUUACUUAAGGAUAUUGAAGAAGGAAUUUUGCAGAAUUAUCCAUCAUCGGUACAAUUCGAUAAAAUUGGUCAAGCAGUUGUGAAGCUGUUGAAAUUACCCCUAACGAAAGAGAACAUUACGAUAUGGAAAGAUGCAUUACAAACGAAACUGAAACGUAAACGGACUGAAAAUUUAGAUAAUAUUGUCAUCCAGAAUUAUCGACUGAAAUACUCCCGAACAGGGUUUGGACGUCCUGUAAAACAAAGAGUUGAUGAAAUUGCAAAAAGGGAUCGUUAUACACAAAUGAUCUUGUUACCAAAUAACGAUGAAAUGUCUGAUGAUAUCCAAACAAAGGCAGAUCAACUACGACAUAUAUCGCAAAUCGAUGUUGUUAGUCAAUUGAAACUAUGGAAGGAAACGCUUUAUUUUCGUCGUCAAUCAAUUAACAAUCGAUCGACUGAAGACAUUAUGAAAGAUUUUCCCGGUUAUUCUUAUUCAUUGCUGGUGUUCGAAGAAGUGAAGCUAUUGAUGAACGUUGAUUUGCCUUCCGCAGUACGACGACAACUACCUGAUCUUUUGAACAAAAUGUCCUCAUCAUUGUUAUUCAUUACAGAAUCACCCGCAAUUCGGUUGAUGAAAUUAUUGUGCAAAGAAUUUCGUGAACCUGUCCAACAUUUAUUUUGUCACGAGAAGCCAUCGACUCCUUAUCCAACAUUGGUCUAUAUUAAUGACACGAUGGAUGUUUACGUCGAUUUCAUUUCAAUUGUCUCAACGGAUUCAGUCGAUGAUGCUGUUGGACUCCUCAUCGCUAUGUAUACAAUUUUCGGUUUAUCAUUCGAUAAGAAAAGUCGUGCAGUUCGGCUUCUUUAUUCGGUUUUAUAUGGCGAAACAAGAUAUUUAACCAACUCAGUUCGUAUUUUGAUGAAGGAAAAGAGUAUCGAAGUCCAUAGUCAACAACAAAAGCAACACCAACCAAUGUUGAAUGCUUCGUCAAAUGACUCCACAAUGCCUUCAACUGAAUCUCGAUCUACAUCUCAAGCACAACCACAGCCGCAAUCUCCAUCUCAUUCUCCAAGACAGAUCAAAAUCAAUUCACCGUGUGCUUCUUCGGUUCAGGUCGAUUCUCUCGCGGUGCGCCAAUUAACACAAGCAAAACUGACAGACGAAAAUCAUGAUUCAAAUGAAGAUUUAUGUCUUGACACGAACCAAGACAACACCAGCAGCAUUGAAACAACAUCAUCGAGCAAAUUCAAAUCACAACAAAAGAUUAAACCACGAAAUAAGCAAAAGAGAAAGUCAGCUCCAGAUGAUCAAAAUUCAGAUUCUUUGGUUGCUACGAAAACAAAUGAUCAUCAACUUACUUCUACCAACUCAACUGCAUUUCAUGAUCUUACCAAUUCGAAUUGUACUUCGCGUCCGAAACGAAAACGAAGAGUUUAA
Messenger RNA from Adineta ricciae, 1692 nucleotides. NCBI's taxonomy places the organism in Eukaryota, Metazoa, Rotifera, Eurotatoria, Adinetida, Adinetidae. The record is from the annotation of a GenBank genome assembly.